Molecule: messenger RNA, 288 nt
Organism: Monoraphidium neglectum
Lineage: Eukaryota; Viridiplantae; Chlorophyta; Chlorophyceae; Sphaeropleales; Selenastraceae
Exons: 1
Source: RefSeq, a predicted model, not a curated record
AUGGCGGCCCCACCCCAGGGCUGCGGGUGCGGCGACGGUCGCGACCUGAUGCACCGCCAGGCGUGGAGCGAGCAGGGCCCCCGCACCCCGACGGCCGCCGGCGCGGAUGCCGCGGCGCGUGCGGCUUGGUCCGCCGCGGACGGGCCUGGCGUGCCCCGCGCGUUCAUCUUGCUCGCCCUGCUGGUUGGGUUUGGCAUCGGGCGCGAGGGGACGCUGUUCCUGCAGGCCUUUGAGAACUCUGCAGGCCAAGAGGCUGCGGCGUACGAGUGCGCCAGCCUUUCUGCCAAG